Messenger RNA from Talaromyces atroroseus, 1755 nucleotides. RefSeq lists its product as hypothetical. Gene Ontology annotation, molecular function: DNA-binding transcription factor activity, RNA polymerase II-specific; zinc ion binding; transcription cis-regulatory region binding. The coding region runs from base 1 to 1755 and encodes 584 amino acids. NCBI's taxonomy places the organism in Eukaryota, Fungi, Ascomycota, Eurotiomycetes, Eurotiales, Trichocomaceae. The record is from RefSeq and is a predicted model, not a curated record. Gene Ontology annotation, cellular component: nucleus. Gene Ontology annotation, biological process: DNA-templated transcription; regulation of DNA-templated transcription. The transcript has a single exon.
AUGGACUCGACAUUACCACGAGCCAAGUCCUGCGUCGAGUGCCGCCAGCAAAAAGUCCGCUGCGAUCGUGCCGAGCGACAACCGCGGCCGUGUACACGAUGCACUCAACGACAGUUGCCGUGCAGGUACGAGCCCUACUUCUCUCGCACUCGACGGCGGCGUAGACAUGGCUCCAGCGCGCACCGCUAUACACGGCCAACUAGCAGCGUGCCAUCUAAUGUCUCGGAAGACGGUCCUCUGUACAUAGGGACUGAAAUUGCCAUCGAAGACGUCGUGCUUCGUGCUCCCGAAGUCACUGAUCUCUUCACAUACUUCAUCACCAAAAUGCAUAUCCAUUUCCCCUUACUCGGCACUCCCUCUCCAACAGCAGACGCCAUCCUACGGGCAUCGCCACUUCUGUUCUGGACAAUCAUGGCCAUUACCAGUAGUUUUCAAAACCGGCCUCUCUAUCGCACCCUUCAGGGCUGCGUGCGACGACUGGUUACCCGGACGCUAUAUCCCUUUUCAGUCUGUCCAGAAACCUGCCAGGCUCUCUGUUUGCUGUGUCUCUGGCCCUUUGAGGCAGUUGAGCCAAACGAUGACCCGGUCUACGCAUACGCCGGAAUGGCGACCCAUUUCGCCCUGCAGAUGGGCCUGCACCGUUCUCAGCAUUCCAACGAGUUCAAAAACAUCAACAGUGUGACAGAGCCAUAUCGAUCAUCCCCAUCAACUAGGUUACUCACCUGGUACGCCUGCGUCUUUGUAGAGCACCAACUCGCGAGCAAGAUCGGUGUCCCAAGCGGCAUUCGAGAUUGCCAUCAGUUGCAGCAACAGCUCAGCAGCAAGAACAUAGCUCUUGACAAUGAGCAUCCACCUGCACCACUUCUAAUUACCCAGCAUGUUCUUCUGGCGUGCUUACGAGAACGAUUUUUCAAUGCCAUUGCCUGGGAUGGUCCGUCCUCAAGCGGCCUGACGGAACCCAUUCACCGUCUCAAUUUACUUUCCCUCUUUAGCAACGAACUCCAGCGAUUCAGCGUCGACCAGGCCCCGCUGGAGCUGUUGACUCUAGCUCUAUUGCAUGCUAGCCAUAUCGCAGUUGGCGGAUUUGCCCUUGCAGCAGACUUGGUUGAACUCAAAGCUCAGGCUACGGUCCGCCAGUUAUUGAUUUAUCGGGCUGUAGACUCGGCUUCCGCUCUUCUUGAUCUAGUGACUCCUCUGGCGUGGGAAACACUGCCAAUUCAUAUCCUUCGCGCUGUUCUUCAUGCAGGAGUAGUCGCAGGUCAAAUCCGUCGUAUACAGAUUCAAGAACGCGAGCUUCUGAACCACGAUCAAAGCGCCACCUAUGGACAACUUUCAUCAGAUGCGUCAGAUAUGCAAACAGCCAUAGACCUGCAUACUAUAAUGCCUUUACCCCGACUGGAGCAGAUCAUUGACCGCUGUAUCGGGCUGUUACAGUCAGUCGCCUAUGGCAAAGACUUCCCUACUCGCGGUAAGAUUGUCUUGGAAGCCAUUCGAAAUAAUAUUCGACCCCUUCCCUCUUUGCCCACUAGCAGUAGCGAUCGCUCGACUCGUACAAACGGGAAUUGGCAGCAGCAGCAGCAGCAGCAGUCGACGAGCGUUCCUGUCGGAGCGACACCGAAGUCCUUGGGCGUCCUAUUUGAAUCGAGGAUGGCUGCCAAUUUCUACUGGGACGCUGUUGAGCAUGAAAAGGGCCGGCAUAACUGGAAUCAGGAUGAGCAGGGGAUUCUCCAAGAGGUCAUGUCCCUGCUGUGUUGA